AUGCUCACCACCAGGGGCCUCCUCCAGCUUCUCUUCGCUGCCUCUCUGCUUCUGAGGGCCUGGCACGGGGAGGCCCACUUUCAACCCAACAUGCUCCUGAUCAUGGCUGAUGACCUUGGCAUUGGAGACCUUGGCUGCUAUGGCAAUAAUACCAUAAGGACACCCAAUAUCGACCGCCUGGCCAGGGAGGGCGUGAGGCUGACCCAGCACCUGGCGGCUGCACCUCUCUGCACCCCAAGUCGAGCGGCCUUCCUGACGGGCAGACACUCCUUCCGCUCAGGCAUGGACGCCACAGACGGCUAUCGCGCCCUGCAGUGGAAUGCGGGCUCCGGGGGGCUCCCGGCCAACGAGACCACCUUCGCACGGGUCCUGCGGGAUCAGGGGUACACCACGGGCCUCAUAGGCAAGUGGCACCAAGGUGUGAACUGUGUGUCUCGUGGAGAUUUCUGCCACCACCCUCUAGGCCAUGGAUUUGACUAUUUCUACGGCAUGCCCUUCACUCUGGUCAAUGACUGCCACCCUGACCGGCCACCGGAGGUGGACGGAGCCCUGAGGGCCCAGCUCUGGCUGUGGACGCAGGCUUUGGCUGUGGGGGUGCUGACCCUGGCAGCGGGCAGGGCCUGGGGCGCUGUCCCCCUGCCCUGGAAGGCCGUGCUGGGCCUGGCUGCGCUGGCCGGCCUGUUCUUCUUGUCCUGGUACUCCAGCUUUGGGUACGUGCGACGCUGGAACUGCCUGGUGAUGAGAAACCAAGCUGUCACAGAGCAGCCCAUGGACCUGGAGAGGGCAGCCGGGCGGAUGUUGAAGGAGGCGGUCAGCUUCAUAGAAAGAAACAAACACAGGCCUUUUCUCCUGUUUGUGUCCCUGCUGCAUGUCCACAUCCCCCUGGUCACCACGGAAGCAUUUCUGGGGAGGAGUCUCCAUGGCUUGUAUGGGGACAAUGUGGAGGAGAUGGACUGGAUGGUGGGCAAAAUCCUGGACGCCAUUGAAGCAAACGGUCUGAGUAACUCCACCCUCACCUACUUCACCUCUGACCACGGGGGCCAUCUGGAGGCCAGAGAUGAGCGAGGGCAGCUUGGUGGUUGGAAUGGAAUUUAUAGAGGAGGCAAAGGCAUGGGUGGAUGGGAAGGAGGCAUCCGAGUGCCCGGCAUCUUCCGCUGGCCUGGAGUGCUGCCCGCUGGCCGGGUGGUCGAUGAGCCCACCAGCCUGAUGGAUGUCUUCCCCACUGUGGUCCAGCUGGGAGGCGGACAGGUGCCCCAGGACAGGGUCAUCGAUGGACACAACUUGCUGUCUUUGCUCCAAGGUUCCAGCCAGCACUCGGCACACGAGUUCCUGUUCCAUUACUGUGGCAAACAUCUCCACGCGGCACGUUGGCACCAGAAAGAGAGUGGAAGGCUCUGGAAGGUGCAUUAUAUGACUCCCAAGUUCCAUCCUGAAGGCACAGGAGGCUGCUAUGGCCAGGGUGUGUGUCCCUGCUCCGGACCGGGUGUGACCGUCCACAGCCCUCCUUUGCUUUUCGACCUGUCCCAGGACCCCUCAGAGACGCAUCCUUUGACCCCCAGCUCGGAACCCUUGCACGACGAGGUGCUGGCCAGGGUGGACAAGGCGGUGAAAGCCCAUCUGCGCACAGUCAGCCCGGUGCCCCAGCAGUUCUCAGCUGGCCACAUCAUGUGGAAGCCGUGGCUUCAGCCUUGCUGUGGGACCUUCCCAUUCUGCUCCUGCACUGAGGACGGACGUGAGGACGUGGGUGUCACCCCCCAAGGGUCAGCUCUAUGA
Molecule: messenger RNA, 1773 nt
Organism: Elephantulus edwardii (Cape elephant shrew)
Lineage: Eukaryota; Metazoa; Chordata; Mammalia; Macroscelidea; Macroscelididae
Gene: ARSD
Product: arylsulfatase D
Exons: 10
Coding region: 1-1773 (590 amino acids)
Molecular function (GO): arylsulfatase activity
Source: RefSeq, a predicted model, not a curated record